UCACAAUUUAGUCGCUUGUCAAAAUGGAUUCCAACAACAGUUAAAGAAAUACAAAAUUGGCUAGACCUUGUUUUAUGGAUGGGUUAAGUGCAAAUGCCAGAAAUAGAAAUGUAUUGGAGAAAUUCAAUUUUUUUUUUCAACAACGUCCUUAAAAGUUAGAACUAUGUGCUUAUUGUGCAAUAGGUAUGUUUGUCAAAUUUGUUUCAAUGACACACAUCGUAGCCCGUAGUGUUCUGAAGUAAAAUGUUUGUUAUAACUUUGUGAGAAAAUAAUUUUAAUUUUCAAAUUGUAUAGGUACUACCAUAUUGAAAUUAUAAAAAGUUUGUUAUUUUAUGUCAAUUAUUUUGAAACUAAGCUCCUAAAAAAUAAAAAUAUAAAAGAAAGCCUAAAAAUGCCAAAAAUAAUUUGUUGAACCGCCCAAUUUGAGGUAAACCACCAAAUACAAUUUAUCACCGCCAUUUGGCCUUCCGAGAUAGCCCAAAUUGCGAGAAACCGCCUAAUCUGGCAACCUUGGACUCAAAGGGAUCAUGUGGAUUACGCGGUUGAUAAUAAGAUUAUCAAAAACAGGUGAUAAGCAACCGGUAUUAUACAUUGAUAAUCAGAGUGCUAUACGUUUAGUUAAGAAUCUGGAAUUUCAUAAAAGCACAACACACAUGGACGUACGAUACCACUUCAUUCGGGAAAAGUGAUUAUUAAAUACCAACGUUGCAAAAAUGAGUGUACCGAAGACUAAAGAAACUCCCACUUACGCAUUUGGUACUGGAGUUUGGGUAAAAAAGCUCCAUCGUAUUUGGUGGCCGGGUAUAGUUGUUGAUCCCCUUACGACACCACAAGAAUUAGAUCUUGUGAACAAUGUUGAACAUAUUGCUAUUGUUAAAUUUGAACAAGAGAACAAAUAUGAAGUUGUUGGCAUAAAUGAUCAAAUAUUCCUGUACAUGUGUGAUCGCAAAAUAGAUUUUAUUGAAAAAGGACUCUCAUCAUUAAAAAAACAAAAAAAAAGAGUUAGUAAAACUGACGAGGAUAUGAAUAAUUUUAAGAAAGUGAUAAUAUCAAUGGAAAGUCUUUUUGGAGGUGAUGUGUGUAUUUUUGAAAAUUUAGAGGAAAAACAAAAAAUAGUGAAGUCGGUCAUCAAACAAUUCUCUCAGACAUUAACAAAAAAGUCUAAGAAGAAAAAAAUUAAAAAAAAAUCAUUAUUAGUACCUAAACCUGUUUCCAAACCAAGAAAAUCAACUCAAUCAAAAGUUGAUAAGACAUAUAAUGAACCAACAUCAUCAACUAUUUAUAGUUGCCAAUCAGAAGUUGCCUGUAACUUCACAACUAGUCGCCAUGUUCGCUUAGAACGGCAUAUUGCCUUAAUCCAUAAUAAUAAACGAAAGAAUUUAAAGACUAAAUCAGGGGUUAAAAAACAAAAACGGCAGGAAAAGUUAUUGAAUGAUUGUGACCACCGUGAUGAAAAUGAUGAACUCAAUACAAGCAAGGACAAUAAGGUACAAUUGUCUAGUAAUGUUACACAAUCUUCAAUUAAUGAAGAAGUUGUAGAAACAACGAGUGCAGUUAAUACUUUAGACCAAGUAAACAAUUUUGAAAAUUCAUCGAGUUGCAUUUCGAGUAGUAUAAAUAAUUCCGAUGCAAAUAUAUUGACUGAAGAUAACAAUGUUAUUGGUGUAUCUCAGUUAAGUGAAUGUAGAUCUCAACUAAUAGAAGGUUUGUUGGGGACUGAUAGUCUAUAUUAUAAUGGCAUAGUUACUAAUGGCGUUGAUAUUCCAUUAGUUGAAAAUAUUGAAACAGAAGACCGUACAAUUGUUGAGGAGAAUACUAAUGGCAAAGAGAAAGUUUCAAAUGAUGUAGAAGUUAAUCAGUUAAAUGUCACCACAAUCGAUAAGGCUAUGCCUAUCGAGAACUCUUGUUCUGUAGAUGAUACAUCUAAUAAAAUGGAUUGUGAAGAUGAAAUCACUAAAAAAAAGUACUGCCUAAUAGAUGGUAUACCAAACACUGAAUGGACGGAAGAAGACGAUUGGGAAUCCACACCAUCUACACCGAGAGAAGAGAUAAGUACGUUAAACAAUAUACUCAAAACUAAUCAAAAACAAGUAUUACUUAAAGAUUCUGAAGAUAAAGAAAGUUUAAGAGGAAAGUUUUCCUGGAAAUUAAUAAAAGGGUACAACGUACCCUAUAUCAUAAGAGUAAUAAAUGGUGAACAUUUAAAAUUUGUAUCUGUACGGAUGGCUUCAAAUCAGCUACACAACAAAAAUUUACACGCAGAUAUUUAUAAAUGCACAUUAGUAAAAAGUCAUUUUAUAACUGAAAAUGAAGCUUUGUUAUUAAAUGAGAUUAAUAGAGAACAUUCUGACUGUAAAUACGGGGAAGAAAUGUUUUUCGCAGGAAAAGAUUAUAUCAUCCAUUUAGAUGAUGUUUGUGAAUAUUAUACCUUCAUAGAAAUAUGUUAUGAACAAUUACUGGGCAAAAAUACUCCAGACCGAAAAAAUAAAUGUGGUUUUAUACUUAUUAACUCUGAAAGUUAUGUGCCUUAUUGUGUUAAAGAUAGCAGAACAUAUGUUCCACUAUUCUGCUUUGAAGGCACAGCCGAAAUAGAAAACCUAAGACAUGAUAUUAUAGAUAUAGAUAACUGGAACUUGGCCUAUCUCAAGUUCUGUUGUAAAGUCCAGGGUAUCAGAAAUAAUUUGUUUGCUAGUAACUCUUGUACAGUGAGCAGUCUUGACAAUAUCAAAAACUAUUUUCCAAGAGAAACAAUUUUUGAGGAUUAUUGGCCAAGCAAUAGGCAUAAUUCACAUCUCCUAGUUAAACAGAAUAACUCUUCUACCCAUGCCUGGACCAGAACGCUCACUGAAAUAGAACCUGGUGAAAAUACUAUUUCCCAUACUUUGACCACACCAGCAAACCAAAUGGGUUCAACAAUGUCUCAAUGCAGCAGUUUGAUAAAAAAUACCGGUCAUAUUGUACCAUCACCGCCUUUAGUCUGUGCAAGUAAUACAGCACCAGUAAUUGGUAAUACUGUUUCAUACUCCAACAUUGAACCUCCAACGCUACAACAGAUACAACAACUCAACACAUUGAGAAAUGUUGAGCCGAUUGUAAUUGUUCCGGCCACAGAGAUCAUUGACCUAACUUCCACACUGUCCACCCCUGUUCCUCCAACUGUGCAGGAGAAUUCUCUUCCUUAUGAACGGGAAUUGACGAGAAUACCACGACGGAAGUGUGCCCGUGACAUCUAGUCCUGCAUACAUAUGAGCAGUUGGCUGUGUUGCUGGAAAAUGGACGCAUCAGGUUGAUAGUUCCGGAAGAAACGCCAAUGGCCAUGCUACAUGAUAUCAAGCAUGUUUUGCUAAAGUUAAAUUAAUUGCAAUUGUAUGGUUUCACUACAUCGACAACAAGAUUCUAAUUCUGAAUGCCAAUAUAUUAUAUUUUUGGGUGUUUUGUUCCUAUAAUUAAUAUGUACAAACAAAAACAAUAUUUAUCUACACGGCCGUGACGUGUAUCUAUAUAUUAUAAUUUACUAUUACAAUAAUAUUAUAUAUUUUAAAUGUUAUGAUCAUAAUGGAUUUUUGUCAUUUUCCACUAUUUCAAUUAUUUUUGCAUUUAUUUGAAGUAUUAACUUGUAUAUUAAUUUUAAAUAAUACACAGAACAGUGUAAAAUAGAUAAUUGAUUAUUCUAUUAUUAAUAUUUAACUUUUGU
Messenger RNA from Metopolophium dirhodum (rose-grain aphid), 3694 nucleotides. RefSeq lists its product as uncharacterized. NCBI's taxonomy places the organism in Eukaryota, Metazoa, Arthropoda, Insecta, Hemiptera, Aphididae. Bases 714 to 3233 code for a protein of 839 amino acids. The record is from RefSeq and is a predicted model, not a curated record. The transcript is spliced from 9 exons.